AUGGCGGACGUAGAAGUAUCGGCGAAGAAAAAGAAGAAGGCAAAGAAAGUCAGCGAAGCCGAAUUAGGGGACAUCCAGCAGAGUGGAGACUUCUUCAUCAAACCAGAGUCCAUAGUCGCCUCUCUUGACACUUCCCAGUGGCCCCUCCUGCUAAAGAAUUUUCACAAACUAAACAUCCGGACUGCUCACUACACCCCUCUACCGAAUGGCAGCAACCCUCUGAAGAGAAACAUAAACGACUAUGUCAGGUCCGGCUUCAUUAACCUGGACAAACCGGCCAACCCGUCCUCUCACGAGGUGGUGGCGUGGAUCCGGAGGAUACUGCGGGUGGAGAAGACGGGCCACAGUGGAACUCUGGAUCCCAAAGUCACAGGAUGCCUAAUUGUCUGUGUGGAUCGCGCCACAAGAUUGGUGAAAUCGCAGCAGAGUGCUGGUAUGCUCAGUUUCCUGUUUGACAGUUGUUUCUCCUUACGGUGUUUAUGA
Molecule: messenger RNA, 483 nt
Organism: Menidia menidia (Atlantic silverside)
Lineage: Eukaryota; Metazoa; Chordata; Actinopteri; Atheriniformes; Atherinopsidae
Source: the annotation of a GenBank genome assembly